Bradysia coprophila is the source of this 3751-nucleotide messenger RNA. RefSeq lists its product as uncharacterized. Gene Ontology annotation, molecular function: RNA polymerase II cis-regulatory region sequence-specific DNA binding; DNA-binding transcription factor activity, RNA polymerase II-specific. The record is from RefSeq and is a predicted model, not a curated record. Gene Ontology annotation, biological process: regulation of transcription by RNA polymerase II. NCBI's taxonomy places the organism in Eukaryota, Metazoa, Arthropoda, Insecta, Diptera, Sciaridae. Gene Ontology annotation, cellular component: nucleus.
CCAGCAUACACGUCAUACGAAAUAUACCGGCUUUGCUAAAAUUUUACUUCAGUGGUCGCGUGAACUGCGCUCUCGGUUGCCAAAAACAAUUUCCCGAGACGGUGUGUUUUUUUCUCGGAGUUAUCGUUCUUGUAUGCUUUUUUAUGUCGUUUUGUGAUAUGUUCGCUUGUCUUAUACAACAACGUUUUCUUGGUAAUGUCGCGAAGCUUUGAUACGAUUUUUUUUUGUUAUUGUUGUAUCCGAACAAUCGUAAAUUCUAACCAGUACACCUCUUAAAUUCGAUGUUUAUUUACACAAAACGAAACCGUUUCAUUGCUUCAAAUUUACCAAUCCACCUGACUUCUGCAUAAAAGGUGAUUUUCUCCACAUCGGGCACAUAUGGAAAAUAGUGUUGAUAAUGUGAUAAGUUUUCCAGUUCCUUGCGAAAACAAUUUUGUGUGAUAAAACAUGAAAAGAUUACUGUCGCAUCAGUGAUUCGUGAUGAUGAAUUUGUCGACAAACUUUUGUGAUAUAAAAUGUUAGAAUAGUUGUGGUGUGCUUACGAAUUUAACACAGAGAGCUUUACUUGACGGUAUGUCUCGCCGAAAGCAAGCUCGUCCAAUACGGGUUAAUGAAAAUGAAAACGGUUAUGGGUCUGCCAGCCAGACGAUAUUAAAUGAAACGAGGUCUACGUUGGUUGAGGCGAAUUUUCUUGACAUUCGAGACGAUGAAAAACUUUCACGAGAAAUUGACAACAGUCCGCCGUCAUGUUCGGAAGACGAUGUUCUUAUACCGGAAACAAAUGAAUUAUUCUGUGCCAACUAUCCAGAGCCACAGUCAUCGAACUAUGUGUCGGACAUUCCAUUUGAAAAUUUGCAUGUUUCACCGGUGCAAAAUGAGACUGCCAAUUCGUUGGAAAAUCCAAUGGUGUUCACACCGAGUCACGUUACACUGGAGGUUUUGGAAAAUACUAAAGUGGCGGUGGCUCAAUUUGCCGCCUCGGCUCUGGCGAAUGGUGCUGAUGAGACGUCACUCAAAAAUCUUGCCAAUUUGCAAACAUCUCUGUUCAGUUUGCAAAGCCAACAAAUUCGGCAAAUUCAGUUAAUACAAGAGCUACAGUCAAAACUAGACGAUCGAAGUGUGUCAACGACAAAGGACAAGGCAGAUUUCUCCCAAGAAUUGAAGGAUCAACCAAGCAUUCCUGAAACACUUUCAGAUAAUUCGAAAAUUUCAACGCUACAGUUUCAGAAUUUAUGCUCACCCAAAAGCGAAACGAACAAAGUCGUAGUCAAUGCUAUGGACUCGAACAUCAUUAUCGAUCACAAUCAUUCCGUUCCGGUAAUGGAACCGAAUACUCUGGAAAUGCUGCAAAAGAGCACACAAGAAGUUCUCGAUUCGGCUUCGAGAGGAAUUCUAUCCGGAAAUAUGAUCGAUGAAAUGGCCCUACGGAAAAUGAAAAAUUUCGAUGGGGAUGGGCGACACGAUCCAUUUUCGAAGCAUCAAUGCCGUUAUUGUGAUAAAAUUUUUGGAUCGGAUUCAGCUUUACAGAUCCACAUCAGAUCUCAUACCGGUGAACGUCCAUUUAGAUGCAACAUGUGCAGCAGCAGCUUCACAACGAAAGGAAAUCUCAAAGUUCAUUAUCAGCGCCAUACCCAGAUCGAUGCUUUCCAAUUGGAGAUGAUGGAUCGAUUUCGUUCACCGAAUCGUAUAAUAGACUUUGGACGCGCCGCGUCUCAUCGAGAAUUUGGUGAAAAUGUGUCAGACCGACCAUACCCACCGUCUAAGUCAAUGACAUUGCGAAGUGACGCUACGACUGAAAAUGUGCCAUACUCCACUAAGACCAAUCCUCAGGAAAAGAAAAUUGAACCGGAAGCAUUGUGCCACAACAGACCGAGCCAGUCGGAAACGAACAAAUUGCAAAGUUUCAUUGAAAACAUGGAAGGACAUUUUUCCAAACACAAUCGUAGAAAACGCACCUCAACGUCUACAUCCUGGCAAGUUACUGAAACGAAGAUCCAUCCAAUCGAUCAAACUGAUUUGAUGGACUUGAGCAAUAAGCCGAAAGUUGAUGAGAAGGACACGAGAAAGAACAAAAUUAGAAGCGAACGCAACUAUCGAAUGGGUUUUUCCAACUCGAAAAUUGAUGAAACUGAUUCAGACGGUGACCAAUUGGACUUGAGCGAUGCAGCCCAUAAGACGAGAAUGGCGAGUACAGGCAUUAAAAAUGGAAACAAUAAUGCACCGAACGAUUCGUAUGUGAAUUACCCAUACUAUCCGCAUGAUAUAGAUCCGACAAGUCAUUUUCUCAAUCGGGGCCUACAUCCAAUGUCAACCGGUGCUAUGUUCAAUCAUCUCGGAUAUCCAGGUAUUAGGGGUAAUACAACCUGUAAUAUUUGCUACAAAACAUUCGCUUGUCAUUCAGCCCUUGAGAUCCAUUAUCGCAGUCAUACCAAGGAACGUCCGUACAAGUGUCGCAUAUGCAGAAGGGGAUUUUCAACAAAGGGUAACAUGAAACAGCACAUGCUGACCCACAAAAUUCGCGACUCAUCCAACAUUUACGAUAAAUCUGCACCAUCGUCACCCCCAUCUUCUGACAGUGGAAAUUCAUUUGCGUCGCCAAAUUCCUAUUGUGACAAUGUACCCAACCGGGGUUCCAACGACACCGACCAUUACAAUUCAAAAUCAUCAUACGUUAGUGAUGGUGACGACGUCAAUGACAAUGACAGAGAUUCGCUGUCGGAUCGUCAGGCUGAGGACUAUUCGAAGCGCAGGCAGAGUACGUACGAACGUGACGAAGAGUCAAAUCGUUUGCAAAAUUGUCCAAGUGCUACGCAAUUAAAACCAACGAUUCCGUUAUAUGAAACCAUUCCAAGUUCCCUAUUUCAUUCCAAGACGUCAUCAGACAAUAAUUCUCCUACUUCAUUUCCGCUACAUUCACCGUCUAUCCAGUCCAAUAGAACAUCUUAUUUGGAAGAAUCGACUGCCAUUACUUCUGCAUCUAACAACAAACCAUCCAAUGAAAGCUCACAAUCAACAAAUUCCAAACAUUUGUGCCGCGUUUGUCACAAAAAUUUUAGUUCAAGUUCGGCUCUACACAUUCACUUGCGCACACAUACCGGCUCGCGACCGUUUGUUUGCAACGUAUGCCAAAAGGCAUUCACGACGAAGGGUAAUCUAAAGGUACACAUGAGCAUUCAUACGUGGACGCAUGGUGUUAAUCGUGUAACAAGGCAAAUGGGACCAUUUCCCGUUGAAUUUCCAUUGAAUUGUAUGCCAUUCCGUCACGCUGAUACGCGAAUGAGGCGCCUAGAACAUGAUCACCAAUAAAUUCUAGUUCGAAGCACUUGCUAGACAGCCGAAUGAUGUUUGAAGAAUAUAAUUGAUUUCACAAACCUCUUGCCUGUCUGUUAAUCAGUAAUUCCAGUAAUAAACCGAAUUUAGGUAAGUUUUAUGAUGUGUGCACAAUUUUCGUUCCUUAGUCGCUUAGUUAAGUAGUUUGAUGCUCCAGUUGAGGAAAGAUGAAAGUAUUUUGUAAAACUGAAUCGCAAAGAAAGAAUUUUAAACUUGAAUCGAGUGACGUAGUUUAUUGGUUCAUGUAAUUGAAAAAACAAUGUUUUUUGGUAAAAUGGUAGUAUCUAAAAUACAGUAUGAAAUGCUUAACACACACAAAAAAAAAACAAAUCACAUAUCUAUGUUGUACUUUGUACGUUAGACAUUUAACGAAAAAGUGUAGAAUAAAUUGGAUAUUCAAAAAUAAAAAGUGAAUAAUUGA